This is a messenger RNA of Anoplopoma fimbria (sablefish), 5059 nucleotides long. RefSeq names its product BMP2 inducible kinase (gene bmp2k). Lineage: Eukaryota; Metazoa; Chordata; Actinopteri; Perciformes; Anoplopomatidae. Bases 331 to 3867 code for a protein of 1178 amino acids. The transcript has 17 exons. The record is from RefSeq and is a predicted model, not a curated record. Gene Ontology annotation, molecular function: ATP binding; protein kinase activity. Gene Ontology annotation, biological process: protein phosphorylation.
CUCCGGGGAGAAGUUUCAGCGGCAGAAGACAUGACACAUGCGUGAGUGUGGAGGAUGAAAACGUCCAAACUGGAAGGUUUCCUGAUGAGACACAGACGGCUGCUGUGUUAGCCCGCCUGCACACACUCACACACGGGGAGAGAGAGAGGGAAGAGCUCGUUAGCCGCUAAAAGCUAACCGCAGCUAGCGAGCUAACGCGGCAGCGCGGCGCGGUGGGCGAAGCUAGCGGCGCCGAAAGCGACGUUUGGGAGUUAGCCGCCGCUGCUAACGAGCUAGCACAGUGAGGAGGAACCUGGUGUUGACAUUUGAGAGGACCAAAAAAGCUGCAGGAUGAAGAAGUUCUCCAGGAUGCCGAAGUCUGAGAGUGGAGGGCUCGGAGGAGGGGCGUCCGGGUCCGGGUCUGGAGUCAGCAGCUACUUGGGGAGAGUGUUUGCAAUCGGCCGGUAUCAAGUCACCGUGGAUGAGCUCAUUGCAGAGGGAGGCUUCUCGGUGGUGUUUCUGGCUCGUACGCACAGCGGCGUCCGCUGCGCUCUCAAAAGGAUGUACGUCAACAACGUCCCGGACCUGAAUGUCUACAAGAGGGAGAUCACUAUCAUGAAGGAGCUGUCGGGUCAUAAGAACAUCGUCGGCUACCUGGACUCCACCAUAAACGCCGUGUCAGACAGCGUCUGGGAGGUCCUGAUCCUCAUGGAAUACUGUAAAGCGGGUCAGGUGGUGAAGCAGAUGAACCAGCGGUUGAAUGUUGGUUUCAGCGAGGCCGAGGUCCUCCACGUCUUCUGUGACUCCUGCGAGGCCGUGGCCCGCCUGCAUCAGUGCAAGACGCCCGUCAUCCACAGAGACCUCAAGGUUGAAAACAUCCUGCUGAACGACCAGGGGAAUUAUGUUCUGUGUGACUUCGGAAGCUCCACUCACAAGAUUCUGCUGCCACAUAAAGAUGGAGUGACCGCCGUGGAGGACGAGAUUAAGAAGUACACGACCCUUUCAUAUCGAGCGCCGGAGAUGAUUAACUUGUACGCAGGGAAAGCCAUCACCACUAAGGCUGAUAUAUGGGCUCUUGGAUGCUUGUUGUACAAGCUGUGUUUCUUCGCGCUUCCAUUUGGGGAGAGUCAAGUUGCCAUAUGUGACGGAACCUUUAUCGUUCCAGAUAACUCCAAAUUCUCCUACAAGCUGCACUGUUUAAUCCGAUAUAUGCUCGAACCAGAGCUGGAGAAGAGACCCGACAUUUACCAGGUGUCCUACUUUGCCUUCAAAUUAGCUGGAAAAGACUGUCCAGUGCCAAAUCUCUUUAACUCUCCCAUCCCUACGUCGCUUCCGGAGCCUCUAACUGCUAGUGAGGUCGCUGCUCGGAAAAGCAUGACGAAAGCCAGGAUAACAGACGACGUCGGCCCGACAGAAACCUCCAUAGCUCCCAGACAGAGACCAAAAGCGGCAAACAGUAACGUCCUGCCGCUCGCCAACACUGUCACCCCCGUCAAGAUGACCGCGCCUUCAGCACCCGUCAGCAACGGCCAGAAAGCUUCCACCCCCGCCUCUGCGCCGCCAUCCAUGCAGCCCCAGCCUGGCAGUCAGCAGCACCGAGUCCUGCAGCAGCUGCAGCCCGGUGACCUGCGUCUCCAGCAGCUACAGCAACAACAGCAACACCAACAGCACCAACAGCACCAACAACACCAACAAGCAGUGCAGCAACAACAUGCAAACGCGCAGCAACUUCAAUACCUCCAGUACCAACAGGCUGUGCAGCAGUCCCUCCAGCUUCAGCAGCAGCAGCAGCAGCAGGCUCUCCUCCAGCAGCAGCAGCAGCAGCAGCAGCUGAUGAUGCAGCCGAUGUACCAGCAGCAGGUCGCUCAGGCCCAGGCCCAAGCUCACGCUCACGCCCAGGCUCAGUACGCAGCCAUGCUGCACCAGUACCAACAGGCUUUUGUCCAGCAGCAACAACAACAACAGCAUCAUCAACAACAACAACAACAACAACAACAUCAUCAGCAGCAGCAUCAUCACCCUCCCGCUCAGCAGCCUCUCCCCUACAUGUCCUCCCCUCUUGAGUUCCAGAUCCCACUGGGUUCCUACAACGCCACCACUCCCACUGCCAGAGUCGCAACUGGGCAGCUGGGCGGACCAUCGCCUGUGGAUCCCUCGUACAAUAACCCUGGUAGAAACCCUCUCCUCUCGUCUGACGGCAUCACGCCGCCGUCUCAGAGCUGCAACAGCGCCGUCAGUCACCCCCCCGACAUGUCGCGCUGGAACCCUUUCGGAGAGGACAACUUCUCCAAGCUGACCGAGGAGGAGCUCAUCGACCGCGAGUUUGACCUGCUGAGAGCAAAUAAACCAGUGGAGAGAACAGCCAGCGUGGAAACAGACCGACUGCAGCCUGCCGCCCACGCCGCCAAACCCCCACUACCAGAGGACCUGUUCGGCUCGGUCCCGUUCGUGGCCAGCGCAGGUACCGAUGAGAUGAAGACUGAGCCGACCAAUGAGGAAGUCGCCGUUCCUGCCCUCGUCUCAACCGCUGCAGAGAGUCUAGAGCCGGUGGUGGCAGCGGCGGCCAAGGAGCACAAACCGGGCAGAAAGAGCAACUGCAGACCCGGCGAAGAGUCCGACAGCGACUUCGAGUCCGACCCUCCGUCGCCCAAAAGCAGCGAGGAAGAAGAGGUGGAGGAGGAAGAAGGGCUGAACAGUGAGCACGGCGAAGACACCGAGCCGGAGAUUAUCGGACAGAGGCCUCUGCUGAUGGACUCUGAGGAAGAGGGAGAGGAAGAUGAAGACAAGCACAGCUCGGACUCGGACUACGCCCCCAGCAGGGUCAAGAACCGUUUGAGGAAAGUUCCGGCCGGUAAAGCAGCAGCUCUGGCCGCCGCUAGAAGGAGUCCUGAGGAGGAUUCAGCCAUGACUCUGAUCAGCCCUCCGGAGUCGCCAAGCGGAGCGAGAGCUGCUCCAGCUGGGGAUUCGGUGGAUGUUUUUGGUGCUAUUCCGUUCCUCGGAGGAACCUCGCCCGUCGGGCCUUCAGUAAGCUCGGACAUCUUCGCCAAAGCGCCUUUCAGACAAGUCAGCCACGAGGAGCGAACCGCGGACGACUUUGACGUUUUUACCAAAGCGCCAUUCAGCCGGAACCUCUCCAGGUCGGGCAGGAGCGGCAGCGACGUUCCCAUGGGCCAAUCGCCGCCCGUUUCCCCCGAUGGCAUCGACGUAUUCGGCUUCUCCCCCUUCCAGCCGCCUCCCACCACCUCCAGAAGCGCAGAAGACAUCUUCCAGCCGUCGUACGAGGAGUCGGCCAGCCCUCAGCAGCAGAGGCUGAAGCAGCGCAGCCUCCAGAAGCUGUCGUCGCGCCAGAGGAAAACCAAGCAGGAGGCGGCGGCCGGCGGAGGCAACGGCAAACGCCACCACAGCACUCCGACCAGCGGGCGCAAGACCGGCAAGCCGACUUACCGCACGCCGGAGCGGGUACGCAGACACAAGAAGGUCGGCCGGAGGGACUCGCAGAGCAGCAACGAGUUCCUCAGCACCUCGGACUCGAAAGAGAACAUCAGUGUCGACAUAACGAUGGCCGAAGGGAAAGACAAAGGAGCUUCUCUGCCGGUGGACGAGAACCUGUUAGACCCGUUCGGAGCCAAACCCUUCCAGCCUCCGGACGGCAGUCGGCACGGCCAGUAUCAAGGACUUACCGAAAGCAAAAGCGACUCGGGCACGGCCAAUGGGAAGUCCUGGUCGGGCCCCCUUCACGGUGCUCUCGGAGACGACAGCAUGGAUGAUUUCGGCGCGCCGCCCUUCGUAGAAAUGGUCGUCCACGACGGACCGCAGCAGCAGGCGCCGCCCUCACAACCGCUGGACCUCGACCCGUUCGGAGCUGCACCUUUUCCCACCAAGCAGUGACUUCUUCCUUGCGGUCUUCCCUCUCUCUGCCAGUUGCGAUUGAAUAACCUCUCAUCUUUUUUGUUUUCGGGGCUUGGGAACACCUUCAACCAAUCGACAAGCUAACCCCAACGCUUCUUUUUUUAAAUACAUCUCUCCGUUUGAAUAACAAAAAACCCUAAAUCCUGUGGAGUGUGAGAGAUGUUUCCACAUAUCUUUCAGCUGUACCUUUGUGCUGAGAAAGCCUUUUUAUGCUGCAUCUUAACGCUUCUAAAGACGUUUGAACCCGAUCGGAAAAACGCUGCAAAAAAGCUCUUUAUGGCUUGCCUUCUGAUCUACAAAUAUGUUUUUUUAUUUUUAGCACCACGAAGCCUUACCUGAGCUGGGCUCCGCCUUGCUGCACAGUACCUCGGAAACCACGACACGGUCGGCGACACGUUGGCCUUUUUGUGUCCGUGGAAUCAUCCGGGAGUUGACCUUAACCACUUUUUUUAUCCUUACUAGAUCUUUCUCUAUGCAUAAUUUCACCGUAGUCUUUUACGCAGCCAGUCGUGGCUUUGAUUUGUUUUGCUUUACACUUUGAAUACUAGAAGGGAACACAUUUUUUGUUGUACUUCCUUUAAAAACUUGUCAAUUGGGUUCAAGUUUAAAUUUAGGCUCUUAACAGUUUAUUUUAUUUCCUAGCAGUAAACCUCUAGGUAAGUAUAGUUAAUUCUUUAUUUUAUUAAGUUAUAAACUCAACACAUUCUGUUAGAAAUAAGAAAUUAAAACGCAAAGCCGUGUUAGAUCACUGGUCUUUGACCCCUUCGAAAACUCACAAGCUCAGCAAUGUUAGUGAUAAAUAUAACAUUUUUGGUCUUUUUCGGGUUAUUUGUGAACAAAACAGAAUAUCACAAGUUAUUUUUAUGUCAAUUGACAUAUUCAUAAAGGAAUAUAAAAUCCAAGGCCGGCUGAGUAACUUGAAGAGUAAUCAGGUAAUUUGUAUUCAUGAACGCACUUUUUUCGGGCGCUGAAUUCUUUCAUGAACGAGUUGUGUUCUCUACAUCGACGGCCUUAAGCACAGAUUUCACCUUCACAACAAAUAGUUUGAAUUAAAACCUGCAGGUUGCCGUGUUUUCACCAGUGGAACCAUUUGAUACCAAUACUUUCCCUCUUUUAUUUUUAUUUUUUUUUCACAAGGGUAAAUCUGAUAUUGUAUUUAUCAUGCUAUACU